CCCUUUUCCAUAAACAAGCUAUAGGUAGUAGUACUCAUAAAUCUUUGAUCAAGUUCCAUUCUCUUCCUUCUCAAAAAAAAAAAAAAAAAAAAGUUCCGUUCUCUUUUUUUCCUUUAAAAAAAAAUUCCAUUCUCUUUUAGUACUCUCUUUUCCAUAACAAACUAUAGGUUGUGAGUUUCCAAUGACUGCCAUGAGCACUCAAAAAGCCUGUGCAUCCUCGUCUUCCUCAUCUUCUUCUUCUGCAUCUCAAUGGAAACACGAUGUUUUUCUUAGUUUCUAUGAGGAGGACACCCGUAACAAUUUUACGGAUCAUCUAUAUUCUGCUUUGAUACAAAAAGGCAUUAUUGUUUAUAGAGAUAAUGUAAAUCUCAAGGAAGGAAAACCCAUUGCUUCAGAACUCAUGAAAGCAAUAGAAGAAUCUAAGUAUGCAAUUAUUAUUCUCUCAAAAAAUUAUGCCUUUUCAAAGAGGUGCUUGAAUGAACUUGUCAAAAUUCUUGAAUACAAGAAAGAGAAGGGCCUGAAAAUUCUGCCCAUUUUCUACCAUGUAAUGCCCUCUGAUGUUGGGAAUCAGAGGGAGACUUUUGGGAAAGCAUUUCUCAAGCAUGAAGAAGAUCGCCAGGUUAGCAUAGAGCAGAUACAAAAGUGGAGAACUGCACUGAAAGAAGUGAGCAAGAUCCGCGGGAGGCAUUUAACGGAUAGGGAACAGAUGAUGUAGAAGGCAUGGUGCUGAA
Molecule: messenger RNA, 731 nt
Organism: Quercus robur (English oak)
Lineage: Eukaryota; Viridiplantae; Streptophyta; Magnoliopsida; Fagales; Fagaceae
Product: TMV resistance protein N-like
Exons: 2
Coding region: 182-715 (177 amino acids)
Biological process (GO): signal transduction
Source: RefSeq, a predicted model, not a curated record